GGUUAAAAAAUAAAGAUGGCGGCCCCCACAUUAUCACACUCGGCAAUGCAAGGCUCUUUAAAAAACCAAAUGCGAGCCAAACAACAACAACAAAAGAAGAAAAAGAAAAUGGUGUUAUGUACUCCAUAUGUUACUCACAGAAUUAGUUUACCAGAAGAAGCACAAGAGAAGAUUUUACAAAAACUGGUUGAAGCAAUAAAACCUUUAGGCAUAGCAGAAGAGAGAGAGGAGAGACGGAAACAGAAAAUCCUAAACCAGCAAAGACUUCGGAAGGAAAGAAAGCUGAAACAACAGGACCAAAAGACAGAUCAAACAAAUGGCAGUGAAAAGAAUUUAUCUGGUCAGGGGGGUAGGGGGCAAAGCUCAGAAGAAACAGAAAAGAGAGAGAGAGGACCGGAAAGUGAGACUGAUGGCCACGAAUCGACCAAGCCUUCAUUUGAGGGACAGGGAGACGUCCAUAGUAAAAUGAGCAUAGCAAGGAGAAAAAUCUGUUUUGGAAUUAAUGAAGUCAUCAAAGGAUUGGAGAAAGAUCAAAUGCGAUUGGUUCUGGCCUGCCAUUCCUGUAAGCCAGAGAUGCUAACACAGCAUAUGAUUGGCUUAGCUGCCACAAGGAAUUGUCCUGCCACAAUCAUUUCCAAUUUAAGCACAACACUCUGUCCCAUACUAAAGAUUUCAUCUCUAAUGGCCUUAGGAAUAAAGAAAUCAGAGACAGAAGAGACCAGCCCAUUGGAUGAAGCUGUUGAAUUUGUGUCAGGUCUUAUCCCAGAGCAAACUGUGCCUUGGAUAGAGAAACUAUCCAGUGAAAAAGGACCAAUCACAGACCUUGAUACAGGAAGUGGGAAGGAAGAAGAUGUCUCAUUAGCUGAAUCAGCCUCAACUACGGUAUCCAAGGAUACCGAACCACUAAAUACACAAAAGACUGCGCCAGAUACAGAUUAUUCCAGAUUUUAUGUGUACAAGAAUUCUGCCUCCAAUUUGAAAUGUUUUGGAGCAGAUUUCAUCCCAUUUUCAAAUGAGAGUGCAACCAAAGAGGUGAAAAUGAUUCCAGAGUUUGGGCAUAAAAGGAAACAUAAAGCUGAGGUCAAAGAUCUGGCUAAAUUCAGGAAAUAUCAAUCCACUGGGUACAUGCCAGUGUUUGGGAAUGAACAAAAAGUCAAAAAGUCCAAAAAAAGAAAACGAAACAAAAAUAAAUGAAUAUGCCUGAAAUAA
This is a messenger RNA of Magallana angulata, 1209 nucleotides long. RefSeq names its product ribonuclease P protein subunit p38-like. Gene Ontology annotation, molecular function: ribonuclease P activity; ribonuclease P RNA binding. Gene Ontology annotation, biological process: tRNA 5'-leader removal. The record is from RefSeq and is a predicted model, not a curated record. Bases 16 to 1194 code for a protein of 392 amino acids. NCBI's taxonomy places the organism in Eukaryota, Metazoa, Mollusca, Bivalvia, Ostreida, Ostreidae. Gene Ontology annotation, cellular component: fibrillar center; ribonuclease MRP complex; nucleolar ribonuclease P complex. The transcript has 5 exons.